Neurospora crassa OR74A is the source of this 913-nucleotide messenger RNA. RefSeq lists its product as hypothetical. Gene Ontology annotation, biological process: attachment of spindle microtubules to kinetochore. Lineage: Eukaryota; Fungi; Ascomycota; Sordariomycetes; Sordariales; Sordariaceae. Gene Ontology annotation, cellular component: DASH complex. The record is from RefSeq and is a predicted model, not a curated record. Bases 225 to 695 code for a protein of 156 amino acids. The transcript is spliced from 3 exons.
CUCCACACCAAGAAAGGAACAAACGCCCAAACAAUAACAAAACCAGAAAACCAAACACUCACAAGACACUCGGCAAGCACUGCACCAACAAGCCGUCUAACCACUUGAUACCAUUGUAAACCGGUUACCCUGACACAGGAAUUCUCUCACACCUACCUACCUACGCGAUUGAGUGAACAAACCCCUACCCACCCACCCCACCACUCAAAGAGACAUCUUUAGCAAUGGCAAGCCACCGCAACACCAUUUUCGGCACGCAGAUCAGCAGCGGGGCCGGGUACGGUGGUGGUGCCGGUGGUGGUGGUGGUAACGGUGGUGGUGGUAAUGGCUACGGCGGAGGAGGAGGAGGACGACAGUCCAUGCAUGCCCCCGGCGCCGGCGCUUCGUUGUCGACUUCUUCUUCUUCUUCUGGACAGAAUGGCGCGGCGGUUAAGGCUAGGCAGAUUUCCCAACUCCACGCUCAAUUAACGCAACUAUCCAAUAACCUCGCCGACACCGAGAACCUCUUGCGCAUGACCAGCGUGCAGGCAGAGUGCAUGAGGGGGUUGGGGAGUUGGCAUGGUGGAUUGUUCAUGGCAGCGAGUAAAGUUCUAGGAGAAGAAAGUGUCCAGAGUGUGCAGGCUCAGCAGGUGGUUGAGCAGCAGCAGGGUGGUGGUCAAGGUGGUCAAGGUGGGCAGGGUGGGCAGCAAAGGUGAGGGUGUGGUGGAAGAUGGGGAUGAGGUUGCGGUUGGGUUGUGAACUAUGGAAACAUUCAGUUUGAACAAGCGGGAGCAAGGAGGAACAGGCGGUCAAAGCAAUCACGAUGAUACGGGAUACGGAGUUACGCGUAACAGAGCAACGAAUUAUACCAUGCCAUGAUGUAUGUUCAUGAAAGAGUAGUCACUGGAGGUUGUAGAUAUGUGUGAAGGGCCGG